GAGAGCCGGGACCGGGGGGUUCGGGGAGACGGUGCGAGACCGCCCGGAGCCUCCGGCAGCGUCCAUGUGGGCCUGAGGGGGGAAGGCGCCUCCGGAGCGGCGGCUCUGAGGAGAAGCUCUCCUUCCCCGACAGAGAUGCGAUGCAGCUGAGGGAGUAGGAGCUGUGCUCAUCCGAAAGGCGGUUUUUGCCUCCUGAAGCGCUUACUUACGACGUGAUUAUGGCUGAAUUUGCGGUUCUGGGUGUAGGCAAUAUGAAUGACUGGCAAAAGAAAAGUCCUCUAGACUGGGAAACAUACGUGAACAAAAGGGUGAAAGUUGCAGCAGCUGAGAAAAAUGAAUAUGAAGGAUGGGUCUUAACAGUUGAUCCAGUUUCUGCCAAUGUUGUCCUGGCAAACUUCCCAGAGAAUGAAAGAGUGUCCAUUGUAGUUGUGCUGGGCCACGCUGUCCAGGAGGUCGACGUCCUGCAGGAAGCGGACGAUGACAUGAAGGCACGGCUUUCUUGCAUAUUUGCACCCGAGGAAAGCAAAGCUUACAGCCCGGAGGAGCUCGACAAGAGGAAGAACGACCUGAAGAGCUGGCUGGAAGCAAACCACAUCCCUGUGACAGAGCAAGGAGAAUCGGGAAGAACGCUGUGCGUGGCAGGGGUGCUGACCGUUGACCCGCCGUACGGCCCGGAAGAGUGCAGCAGCUCCAACGAGAUCAUCCUGUCCCGCGUUCAGGGCCUGAUACAGGGCUACCUGGAAAAGAGACAGUGAGGUCUGCUGCCUCCAGCACCGGCCUUCGGGAAUGGGUCUGCCUGCCCCGUUAGGGACUGUUCUGGGGGUCAGAACGCCUAUGUCCAGAAGUGCUGCAUGUCGGGGCUUGUGUCUGAAUUCUUGUACGUUAAGAGAGGAGUAAAGCAAGCAGCGUAAAGUACAAGCACAAAACAUUUCGCGUGCACUAUUUUUGGUUAAAAAAUCAAUGAUAAUAAUGCUGUAUUAAACUGAUGUACCACUAUAUUUUUUUGUAACAGUAUUAUGAAAGAUGAAAUACGAGAAAUUUAAACU
This is a messenger RNA of Cygnus olor (mute swan), 1046 nucleotides long. RefSeq names its product gem nuclear organelle associated protein 6 (gene GEMIN6). Gene Ontology annotation, biological process: spliceosomal snRNP assembly; spliceosomal complex assembly. Bases 219 to 755 code for a protein of 178 amino acids. Gene Ontology annotation, cellular component: SMN complex; nucleus. The transcript has 3 exons. The record is from RefSeq and is a predicted model, not a curated record. Lineage: Eukaryota; Metazoa; Chordata; Aves; Anseriformes; Anatidae.